AUGAACGGCGACUUGAGCUUGUCCCAGGCCUUGGGCGGGCUGCGGAUAGCCAACCCGGACGAUGCGCCUGCCAGCUCUUCGAGGGACUUGUCGGCCGCCGCGACCGGGGACGCAGCCCCCAUCGACGCCAGUGAGGGGAUCGCCAACGACGAGACCCAACAGCAACUCCCACCUCCCCAACAAUCGCCUCCAGCACCCAUACCGGACCCUACGACUCCCUCUGGUACUAGCGACCCCCAGAGUCGAUCGCCAGGCGGUGGACACACUUACGAAAGCGCCGCCGCCAUCCUGAAGUCGGCCCAGAACAACCUGAACAUCGUACAGAGGCAACCGAGCUCGGCAGCCCGCCCCGACCAGCAUCUCCAAGUGCAGUAUUCCACAUACCAGCCAAAUUCAUCACCCAGCAAUGGCCGCUCCCCAAGCUCAGCCUCUGCCCGACCGGUCUCCAAUCUCUACUCCACACCCACCCCGCUUGAGAUUGAGCAGGCGACUACGCCUUACAGCGCGCUCCGGGGCGAGUCCUCGACCUAUGGCAUACCUGCCAGGCACGACUCAAGGUCAAGUCCUGCUCACACAAAUCCCGUAUCCUCGAGGGAGGCGAACCACCGAGAGCGGCCUUACAACACGGCGCCUACUGGUGCCCUCCCACCAAGACGCAGCUCCAGGGGGAUGGGCGGUGGUUAUGCCACGACCCAGCCCGCCCCUAGCCCGGGCCAGUCGACCACACAGCUUGCUGAUAUGCCGCCGCUCAAGAGCAGCGAGGAGUGGCAGGAGAAGGGUGCGUCGGUAAGCGUCCGGAAAGAGGUUGACGCCUCGGGCAGGACCGUCGUCAGAACCGUCAAGAAAGGUGUCAAGGACUUUUCUUUUGGGCGAGUUCUCGGAGAAGGAUCUUAUAGCACUGUCUACCUCGCGACCGACCGACAGAGCCUCAAGGAGUAUGCCAUCAAAGUCCUCGAGAAGAAGCACAUCAUCAAGGAGAAGAAGAUCAAAUACGUCAACAUUGAGAAGAACACCCUCAACCGAUUAACAGAACAUCCCGGCAUUGUGCGGCUCUACUACACUUUUCAAGAUGAGCUAUCGCUCUAUUACGUGCUGGACCUCUGCAACGGCGGCGAGCUGCUCGGUGUGCUGAAGAGAACCGGCACUUUCGACGUUGACUGCACGAGGUUCUACGGUGCCCAGAUACUCGAUGCUAUCGACUAUAUGCACUCGAGAGGAGUGAUCCAUCGCGACCUGAAGCCCGAGAACGUCCUUCUUGACGAUAACAUGCACGUGAAGAUCACGGACUUCGGGACAGCGAAGCUGUUGAAAGACCCAAGAGAUCCGAAACCUCUGGAGAACGUCCCAGGGGUUUCGAACGAGUCGGAGGACAGCCGCGCAGCCUCUUUUGUCGGAACUGCCGAGUAUGUGAGCCCAGAAUUGCUGACAGACAAGUCGGCUGGGAAGCCAAGCGACAUUUGGGCGUUUGGGUGCAUUAUAUACCAACUCCUUGCUGGUCGACCUCCUUUCAAGGGCGGGUCGGAGUAUCUGACUUUCCAGAAGAUUGUCGGCCUUGAAUACGAGUUCCCCGCUGGGUUCCCUCCAGCUGCUCGGGACCUGGUCGAGAGAUGCUUGGUCUUGGACCCCUCUCGUCGAUUGACCAUCGAUCACAUCAAGAACCAUGAGUUCUUUGAUGGUCAAAAGUUCGGCAAAGAGCUGUGGAGGACAAAGGCGCCGCGGCUGCGACCAUUCGUACCUCCUUCGCAGGAGCCGCACAUUAUUCAGCUCAACGGAGCCUCCUCUGCGUCCCAAUCAACGGCGGCAUCUAGGAGCGCCCAGCCGCAGAACAACGCGCCGCGGCCAUCGCGCAUCAUUACCGAAUUGCCACCUCCCACCCAACUGGAUCUAGACUGGUCCCCUAUCCUCACACGCCAGAACGAAAGAAUCUUGAAACUCGGCGACUUGAUGGUCAUCACGAGCCCUCUCAAUAACGGGCAGAAGGGUGACGGCGACGGUCACAAGAAGCUCUCCCGAUUCUUUGGCGGCAGCACGACGAAGAAGCGGCAGCGGCUUGUCAUGGUCACUUCAGGUGGUCGCAUAGUGCUCUGCCCGGCUGGCGGAGACGAGAAGAAGGCGAAGCAAGAAAUAUCUCUUUUGGCUCCUGACUGCACUUGGCGCAGCCAGAUGGACGCCAAGGGGCAGAUGGUGUGGUGCGUCGACACGGGAGGCGUACACUACUCCUUCGAGGAAGCAAAGUCUUCGCAAUCCACAGAGUACGGCAAGACUCCCGCGGAAGAGUGGGUUGACGCGCUUGAGAGAGCAAAGGAUUUUGCUCUGUCGCAAAACAUCGUGGCUUCUUAUAGAAGCGACGACUUCGGCGACAUGUCCUCGUCCAUGUCGAGCCCGGCUAGCACGCUCGGGGGCAGGGGCCAGUACCCGGAGGGCUUUGGCGAAGGAUUCAGUGUGAGCGAUAGAUCCGGUCGCACUCAGCUUCUCAGUAAGAGUCAGGCAAGCCUUGAUGAUGCGACGGCGGAUCGGAAGAGGAACCGGUUCAGCAAGAGGCAGUCAAGGAACGGGCUUGGAGCCCAAUUUUGA
Thyridium curvatum is the source of this 2574-nucleotide messenger RNA. RefSeq lists its product as uncharacterized. Gene Ontology annotation, biological process: intracellular signal transduction; peptidyl-serine phosphorylation. Gene Ontology annotation, molecular function: ATP binding; protein serine/threonine kinase activity. The record is from RefSeq and is a predicted model, not a curated record. The transcript is spliced from 2 exons. The coding region runs from base 1 to 2574 and encodes 857 amino acids. Lineage: Eukaryota; Fungi; Ascomycota; Sordariomycetes; Thyridiales; Thyridiaceae.